Molecule: messenger RNA, 567 nt
Organism: Pochonia chlamydosporia 170
Lineage: Eukaryota; Fungi; Ascomycota; Sordariomycetes; Hypocreales; Clavicipitaceae
Product: glutathione s-transferase protein
Exons: 4
Coding region: 1-567 (188 amino acids)
Source: RefSeq, a predicted model, not a curated record
AUGGAAGAAGUGACGCUUUACGACAAUCCAAGCCGAUUCGGCGCCGGAACCUGUUGGUCUCCCAAUGUUUGGAAGACUCGACUCCUUCUCAACUUCAAGGGCAUCAAUUACAAAACGGAGUGGCUCCACGGUGCAGAAAUUGAACCGACACUCUCAUCCUUCGGCAUCCCGCCUCAUGAGCCAGGAACUCAACUCGCCAAUUACACUGUACCAGCCGUUCGGCUUCCCAAUGGCACGUACAUCAUGGAAUCCCUUCUCAUUGCCCAAGCAAUCGAAGCCAUGUAUCCAGAACCCAAAGCGCAUCUCGAUGCGCCAAUUUUGGCAGAGGUUAUGGACACCUUACGGUGGACUCUCCGUCAUUUAGUUCCUGUUCUGGUACCCAGGAUGCCUCGGGAGUGUCUUUCCGGCCCAUCUAUAACGUAUCACAUUGAAGCGAGGAAAAAGACCUUUGGGAUGACUUUGGAGGAACUCGAGGAGAAAAUGGGCGGUGAGGCCGCCUGGAAAAGGGCGAUGCCGGGUUUAGCAAAGCUCGCUGGGAUACUAAACCUGUCAAGCCUGGUGGUGUAG